AUGAAAGACAUCGACUAUGGUAAUCCGCGGUUGUACAGCGAGUACGAUUACGUGAUUGUUGGGGCCGGACCUGCGGGAUGCGUGUUGGCGAAUCGUCUCUCAGAAGAUCCCUCGGUGACGGUGCUGUUGCUAGAGAUUGGCCGAGGUGAACGUCCGUCGUUCUCAGAGCCUCCACUGACGCUGCCGAUGUUGGCCUCGACGGAUUAUAAUUUUGGGUACCUAACGGAACCACAGAAGUACGGUUGCCUUGGGUUGACGGGACGACAGUGUAACUGGGCACAUGGCCGUGGUGUUGGUGGCUCGUCGAUCAUUAAUAAUAUGAUCUAUACGCGCGGCAAUCGACGUGACUUCGACAACUGGGCCCGGGCUGGAAUGGUGGGCUGGAGUUGGGAUGAGGUACUGCCUUACUACAAGCGUAUCGAGCAUUCCAACAUCAAGGAUUUCGAUAAUAAUGGCGCUCAUGGAAAAGGGGGCCGUGUUUCGGUAGAAGACUGUCCAUUCCGUUCGCAAGUUGCCAAAGCAUUUGUAGCAGCUGCCGAACAAUCCGGUUAUCCUUAUCUGGAUUACAACGCGGGUGAUAAUUUCGGGGUUUCGUUCCUGCAAGCGCACACCAAGCGUGGCCGUCGCGUCACUGGAGGCACAACGUACUUGAAAGACAUUCGCCAUCGACCAAACUUGCACAUUUCCACGCGUUCCUGGGCGACGGAGAUCCUCUUCAACGAUGCAACCAACGAGGCUGUUGGAGUAAAGUUUACGAAAAACAAGCGCUAUCGUACGGCACGAGCUCGGCGCGAGGUCAUCCUAUCGGCCGGAGCCUUCGAGACACCGAAACUGUUAAUGAAUUCCGGUAUUGGACCUGCUGCUCAUCUGCGGCAACAUGGUAUUCAUGUACGAAAAGACCUGCCUGUCGGACGGCGGAUCUACGAGCAUGGCGGUGUCUUUGGUCCGGUAUUCAUAAUCCAUAAUGGUUCACCUGCUGAGAGCAACUUGUUAAGCUUGGAGAACGUUGUGACAUUGGAUGAGAUUUUGCGUUUCCGUAACGGUUCAGGGCCAUUGACUACUAACUCCAUCGAAAGCCUGCUCUACGUCAAGUCACCGGUAGCAGCCGAUCCGGAUCCAGCUAUGCCCGACGUAGAGGUGAUGCAGUCCUUUACCUCCUUCAGCUUCGACUCUUCGUCCAGCACGAAUGCUGCCUAUCAGCUACCGGACGCUCUGGUACGCCAGUACUUCACUCCACUGGAGGGUACCAGAAACUUUAUGUUUCUACCGAUGCUGCUGAAGACGCACACCGUUGGACGGUUGGAGCUGAAAUCUCGUAACCCAUUCAACCAUCCCUUGUUCCGGUAUCAAUACUUUGAGGAUGCGCGCGAUGUCGAGGCGUUGGUGUACGCGAUUAAGGAGGUGUUGCGCAUCGCCCAGGCCGCACCACUACAGAAGCUUGGCAUUGAACAGUACAGACGCCCGGUGCUGGGGUGUGAACAUGAGGAGUUCAACUCGGACGAUUACUGGCGCUGCCAUGUGCGCACGCUGACGACUACGUUCGAGCAUCAAGUUUCGACAUGCCGGAUGGGUCCCGACCACGAUCCGGACGCAGUUGUUGAUCCGCGACUGAGGGUACGUGGUAUUGGUCGGCUGCGAGUGGCCGACAUAAGUAUCAUACCCGAGCCACCAUCCGCUCAUACCUGCGCAAUGAGUUAUUUGAUCGGAGAGAAGGCAUCGGACAUGAUCAAGGAGGAUAAUCAUUACUAA
Molecule: messenger RNA, 1749 nt
Organism: Anopheles darlingi
Lineage: Eukaryota; Metazoa; Arthropoda; Insecta; Diptera; Culicidae
Product: glucose dehydrogenase [FAD, quinone]-like
Exons: 2
Coding region: 1-1749 (582 amino acids)
Molecular function (GO): oxidoreductase activity, acting on CH-OH group of donors; flavin adenine dinucleotide binding
Source: RefSeq, a predicted model, not a curated record